This is a messenger RNA of Trichogramma pretiosum, 747 nucleotides long. RefSeq names its product protein ANTAGONIST OF LIKE HETEROCHROMATIN PROTEIN 1-like. The record is from RefSeq and is a predicted model, not a curated record. Bases 1 to 747 code for a protein of 248 amino acids. NCBI's taxonomy places the organism in Eukaryota, Metazoa, Arthropoda, Insecta, Hymenoptera, Trichogrammatidae. The transcript has 2 exons.
AUGUCAAAGUCGACCGUAAGCGAUUUGAUUGAAGAAGUGCUGGCUGCUUUGUGGGAAAAACUACAACCCCUGCAUAUGCCUAGCCCAACCAGGAAAAUUCUGAUGGAUUCCGCAGAAGAAUUUUAUUUUCAAUGGGACGUACCGCAUUGUGUUGCUUCCAUUGAUGUUUGCCACAUUCGCAUUAAAAAACCACCUAAAUCUAGUUCGAAUUAUUUCAAUUACAAGAAGUUUUUUUCGACACCAUUACAAGCUUUAGUAGACGUAGACUGUAAAUUUAUUAGUGUAGAUAUUGGUGGAUACGGCCAUCAACAUGACGCUGCAACUUUUAGAGCUAGUUCGCUUUACAGAGCUUUCACAAGUGGUCGACUCAAGUUCCCGGACGACGACUUUUUUCCCGGGUCUCAAGUGAUUGCCCCAUACUUCAUCAUUGGAGAUGGGGCAUAUCCCUUGAGCAGGAACCUUGUCAAGCCCCACCGUGGAAAUGAGUUGUCAGCAGAGGAAAGAUUUUUUAAUGAAAGGGUAUCGAGGGCGCGGAUGACCGUGGAGCGAGCUUUUGCCCUGCUCAAACAAAAAUGGAGAAUUUUCUACAAACCAAUCGAGCAGAGUUUGUAUAAAACGAAGCCCAUGGUGAAAGCAGCUUCAGUUUUGCACAACACGAUAAUCGAUUUGGAAACUCUCCAUUUAUAUCCGGCUCCGAUAGAAAGGGAUGCCAUCCAAGAACCAUAUGAACCAUUCACUGGAAUGUGA